Molecule: messenger RNA, 783 nt
Organism: Chaetomium globosum CBS 148.51
Lineage: Eukaryota; Fungi; Ascomycota; Sordariomycetes; Sordariales; Chaetomiaceae
Exons: 2
Coding region: 1-783 (260 amino acids)
Source: RefSeq, a predicted model, not a curated record
AUGGCACUUUCCCGCCACUCCCUCCUCGUGAUCCUUCUUCUUUUCCUUUCCCACAGCCAAACUUGCAGCACGCAAGACCCCCCGAGUCUCAGCAGUUAUGACUUUGACUUCCUGACCCACCUCAACUGGGACCCAGCCGCAGCCAGCACCUUCGACCUUGUCGAUAGCGCUUCAAUCCCAGCAGCAACCGCAUCAGGGGCAGAACUACACUCCAACUUCUCCUCCCCCGAGCUCGACUUCAACCUUGACCUCGACCUCGCACCUUGUCUCGACGCCUUCUCCACGCCUCUCUUCAAUGAGAACAACAACCUCAAUCACAGCAACGACAGCAACAACAACUUCUUCCCCUUAGCAGCACCAGCCUCUCUACCAAUCCCCCCCCUGAGCUCAACCAGCACAUCGCUCACCAAUACCCCCGCCACCACCGACCUCCAAUCUCCUUCACCCACGCCGCCCAGCCCGGACAGCGGGGCCCUUCUCCAUCCCGGUCUCAAGUUGCCGCAGGCAAAGGCCCAUCCUUCCAAGCCGGGACGUCGGCCGGCAGGAGCGAGGCUCUCGCACACCACCGACGGGCGCGUCACCAAGCGCAACAACCAUCAUGGUGCCGCAACGGUCUCAUCCUCUGCCUCGUCGGCGGUGGCUGCAGCAGCGCUCCAGCAGCAACAGGAAGCCAUAGGAGAUGAAAUCGACCCAGAAGUCAUCGACCGGCGGCACGCACACUCGCGGCCAAGCGGUACCGCCAGAAGAAGAUCGACCGGAUCGAGGAGCUGGAGGGCGAGGUGA